GAAUCCCUUGUGGGGCUCGAAGCGGUGGUUGAAACGGCUGCUGAGGGGCAGGAGAUGCCGGGGUCGUGCCCUGCCCCCGGCUGGUGUUGCAGCGCUUGGCCUGCAGCCCGUGCUCCUUGCUGCCGCAGUUCAACGUGUGACCAGAAAGCAAGGUUGUUGAGGGAUACCCAGCGCCAAAAAUAGAGAAGAUUGCCGAGGAAGGAAAUAGCUCGUUUUCCUGUGAAGAGAAGGAACCCAACAGAACAACACAUGGGCUUGUUUGAAGAGGGGCUGGGGCUGAUCAGGUGAUUCCAGUGUAGGUUCUGCUCUUUAUAAAGCAGUAUAAACCCUACAGAGCCAUUCUAGAGACCUACUAUUGUAAAUUAAAUUAAAUCAAAUCCCUUAAUUAUGUAGCAGUAUACCAGGAGAAUUAUUUGCUGUAUGUGGGGGAGGUUUUUCUGCUUUCUGUAGGAGCGUUGUGUAGGAGCUUAGGCAUUUUCCAGAGUAUUAUGCUCUCUACAAUGUAAGUAUGUUAGAAAGGUUUCACUUCUGUUCACCUUAGUACAUGCUUUUAGAGCACAGUGUUACUCCCUCAGCAGGUAAAGUUUUCAGUUGCUUAAAACCCUGAAGACAUACUUGCAUCUAUCCAUACUGGUUUUGUGUGUUCAGCAGGGAGUCUGCUGCUGUGUUACACAACACAGGUACAAAUGCUGGAAUAUUUGGUGUGUGAUGUGAAUAAUCUCCUAUGUCACCAUGUUUGUUUUGAGAUCUUACUAUUGUUUCUGUAUAAAUGCUGAAAGGGAAGUCCUGAAAGACAUGAAGCUAUUGAAUUUCUUGCUGUGUUCUAGUCCUUGCACGAGGCCUCCCUGCCCUUUGUUUUCUAGCUGUGUUCGUACACAGAGGAGAGGCAAUAAUUCCUCUCUGUGAUGUUUCCCAGGUUAUUCAGAAUCAGUUCUCAUGUCAGCAGAAAGCUCAACAGUCACGGUUCGUCUUGUUCGCUCUUUUGAACACCGGAACUUCAGACCUGUGGUGUAUCAUGGAGUUAACUUGGAUCAGACAGUCAAGCAGUUCAUCACUUUUGUGCAGAAGGAUGUGCCUUCAAGAACAGGACUUCCUCCUCCUUUCAGGAAUUACAAGUAUGAUACCAUGAAGAUCAUUCACCAAGCACACAAAUCUAAGACUGGUGAACUUGUAGUGAGUUUGGAAGAUGAUGAGAAGCUGAUUUUGAAGGAAGACAGUACACUGAAAGCAGCUGGAGUAGCAGGUGGUGAGACCAACAGGAAAGGAGGAAGAAGAGGAAGUGCUACUGACUUGGGAGGAGUUGGAGGAAAAGCAAGAGGAGGCAGCAGCUGGCUUCCCCAGGAAAGGACCAUGAAAAGAUGAUGACUAUGGUGAUCACACUGCCUUGUGAACAGAGCACUUGUUUUGCCUGAGCACACUGUAUUCCUGAGGGCAUCUUCAAGACAUGCCACAGGCAUAGCUGCUCUGCUGAGCGGCUGUCACAGGCAAGGAGAUAUGUCUGGGAAGAGGACCUUGGUAUAAAGCAGCAGCAGAAGGUACCGACUGACUCAGCGGUACCUUCUCUAGGGUGAGGCAAGGCUGGUGCAUGGAUGUGCACAGCACACCUUCCCCAGGGACCCCAGGGACUUAGCCAACACCCAAGGGUGCUGGAUGAAUACAAAUACCACUUAUUUCACUGCUGCUCAGAACAGCCAUCCUGUCCCAAGCUAAGCUGGCUACUGCAGAGGGAACUAAUGCUACCUGCAUGGUUGCUUUCUUCCAUCUGGGAGCCUUCUUUGAUGAUUUUUAAUGUUUUUUAAAGCCAGCUCUGCUAGAGUGCUGCCUCCUGCACCCCCCUUUGGCAAGGACACCCUUGCAGUGAGAACUGUAUUUAUUCCAAGUACCUGAAGAGAUGCACGUUGGUAUCUAUCAGAGCUUGCUCAUGAUCAGUUGCUGGUAUCAGCAUACUUCUGUGUGGACAUGUUAUCUACAGACCCUGAUCCUUGAAGCCUGGGGUCGUGGGGAGCUCAUAGGACAUUUUUUCUGAAUACUACAGUGGAAUAUCCAUAUGAAGUAAAUGGAAAAGCAUAUGCAAGUGUUACCACAAUCAAGGCUUUAGAGAGACUCACUCACAACCUGAGAACCUGGAAAGAGGAUGGAAGCAAUUUCUGUCUUAGUUCUUUAAAAUCUAGGAAAAAUUCUCAAAAUGUUCAAGUGAUUUAGGCCCCAAAGUACCUAAGGGCUUUUGGAAACUGGAUAUUAGUUCCCACAUCACUGACAUGCUAUCAAAAUGCUUUAGCCUUUCAGUUAAGCUGCAUUUCACUUAGAUGAAGAUGAGAAGCUGCUUAAUCCACUGUAGGGCUGCAGGAAAAAAAUGACCUUAUGAAAAAGCUGUAAACUAAAAUUUGCAAAUAAUUAGCAUUUUCCUCCAUCAUGGGGUUGACAAAAAGCUAAUUCUAAUAAGUGAUGGUGAACUUACAGGUAACAUAUUGGUGGGUUUUAUUCCUUGCUAUGUGAUAUUUCUUACCACGGCUGCCAGUGCCUUCCCCACCUCUCAAGAGAGCAGCAUGGCUGGCCUAGUUCUUCCACCACUGAAAAAAAAAUGUGUUUCCCCUGAAUCUAAACCUGCUUCUAUUUAGGGGUGUGAUGUUACAAGGUCACAGUCAAAGCAUAGCUCCUAGCAAUAAAAAGCAAAACAAACAAAAAAUAAAUAGCAAAGCAAACAAAACAAAAAUUAUUUUGCUUUCAAAAAGCCUGUUUUCCUGGGGUUUGAUGUGUUGUUUUUUUUUAAAACCAAAGACAGGUUGAGUCAUCAACAUUUUCUUCCUUACAAUUACAAAGGAAAUAAAAUACGUGCAGUGACUAUGGGA
Apus apus (common swift) is the source of this 2849-nucleotide messenger RNA. RefSeq names its product chromosome 6 C2orf76 homolog (gene C6H2orf76). The record is from RefSeq and is a predicted model, not a curated record. The coding region runs from base 937 to 1362 and encodes 141 amino acids. Lineage: Eukaryota; Metazoa; Chordata; Aves; Apodiformes; Apodidae. The transcript is spliced from 5 exons.